AUGGAAUGUAUAUGUGGCUAUAGACCUUAUCCGCCAAACUACAACAGUUGGCUAUCGCCGCUCCAUGCUGAGCGACUGAAACGACUUGAUAGCAAAAGUAUGCUUAAAUUGAAAUUGGAAAAGAGGCCAAUGUUAAUAGCUCUGCAUUUGUUUGCCGACGAUGCGGAUAGACUGAAGCAUUGGCUGGAUAUGAUUUAUGAAGUGGCAGCUCCAGAAUUGUUUGGCAAGCAAAUGGAAUUCUUCGUUGAUGACAUUUGGGCAUCAUAUAUAUUUAAUUUGAACACAUGGGGUAUUAAGCGCUGUGAUAGCAGUUUCUCCACACAAUCAGCCCCACUGAUUUUUGGUGUUACUGCUUCUGGGGUAGUCCAUUUCUUUGGUACAGCCCAAGGUCCGCAAAAACCCAGCUUGAGAAAGCUUCAGUCAUUUUGUAAGCAAAUAUUAAGUGAGUCUUUGGUACAACAUUUAAAACUGGAAGAUAAAUGCCAAGUGCCCGAAGUAGACUUGACCAUCUUUAAUGAACUGAUUUAUGGCGAAUAUGAUGCAGAUAUAAUAAUUUGCUUUUAUACUACACUGCAGAGAGAAACGGGCGUGGAGCACCCAAGAAUUUCAAUAUAG
This is a messenger RNA of Drosophila hydei, 615 nucleotides long. RefSeq lists its product as uncharacterized. The coding region runs from base 1 to 615 and encodes 204 amino acids. The record is from RefSeq and is a predicted model, not a curated record. The transcript has 2 exons. NCBI's taxonomy places the organism in Eukaryota, Metazoa, Arthropoda, Insecta, Diptera, Drosophilidae.